Zasmidium cellare ATCC 36951 is the source of this 1128-nucleotide messenger RNA. RefSeq lists its product as uncharacterized. The transcript has 3 exons. Lineage: Eukaryota; Fungi; Ascomycota; Dothideomycetes; Mycosphaerellales; Mycosphaerellaceae. The record is from RefSeq and is a predicted model, not a curated record. The coding region runs from base 1 to 1128 and encodes 375 amino acids.
AUGGAGCCUCUCUCCAGAUUCCAUGGCCCUGCCUGGCACAAACUCUCAUGCGAUGAAGGCUAUCAACUCAAGUUCCCUUCAGUGGUGGAGCUGUCUGAAUUUGGGUCAAACUUUACGAAUGGCUUCACCAGCCUUUCACCAGGCGUGCUUGUGAGCGACACCGAAUUGCCAUUGGAGAAGCGACAGUAUACCUGCGAUCCCGGCUAUGUGCUAUGUUCGAACAUGGCCAAGUGCUGCCCAGCAGGAGACGAAUGCUUUGCCGAAGGCUGCUGCCCUUCCGGCUCAAUCCCAUGCGGUGCCAUCAACCCCAGCAAGUGCCACUACUCCCCCACCGAGAAAUGCUGCGCAGGCGGGUCCUGCAGGAAGGACUACGACUGCUGCGAGAGACAGUGCUGCUCUCCUGUGGGAUACUGUGCCUCGGAUGGGUAUUGCUCUGCGAAGCCGUGCUCUGUCACGUCGACCGUGAACGCCGUUCAGACGAGAUCUACGGUGGUUACGUCGACGAGGAGAGCUACUGUGACUGUUUUCGACGCUGAGGAAGAGCAAGCGGGCGAAGCGUUGCCGGAGUUUACAUGCCCUGCCACCACUUUCACCGAGGAUGGAAACAGUGCUUCACUCGAGCUCGGAGACAACUGCAAGCUCACGCUCCAUGUCAACGAAGCCGAAGAGUCAUCUACGCCCGCACUUCGUCGAGAUGCAACCCCAACGACCACCACAGCUGCACCAGCGCUCAAUCGUAGACAAGACAUCACCUGCACAGCAACUCUGAGAGGCACCACGACCAUAGCCUCAACAUCGUGGACUACGAGCAACGUGACGGUCACAGAAGCCCCAUCAGCUCUCCCAGAGUUCUCCUGCCUUGCCAUUGUUGUCACCAACUCCGCGGGCGAUGAGCUUGCCCUGGGUGAUGACUGCAGCCUUGAGUUUACGCCUGCAGAGGAGUCUGCGGGGGCACAGGGCGAUAGCGAGAACGAUUCGGGGAGUGCGGAUGGGACGUCGACUUCGCCUGAGUCGAGUUCGUUGACUGGGCCGCUAUCUGCUUCGACAUCUGGCGCCAAGCGGAACAGGAUGAGUCUUGGGCUGGUGGUUUGGUGCGGUGUGCUUUUCCUGAUGUGGAUGCUGCUUUGA